Macrosiphum euphorbiae (potato aphid) is the source of this 243-nucleotide messenger RNA. The record is from the annotation of a GenBank genome assembly. NCBI's taxonomy places the organism in Eukaryota, Metazoa, Arthropoda, Insecta, Hemiptera, Aphididae.
AUGUGUAAAGAAUUGGAUGUUCCAAUUCCUUUAAUUAAUAAAAGAAAAAUCUCUUCUCACAUAGACAGUAACAAAACACAAUUUGUUCAAGAAACUAAAGAAUCGGAACUUAGAAUAACAGCCUUUUAUCUAAUGAUAGACGUGAUGGUUCAUAGUAUUGAUGAACGAUUUAGCCAGGACACUAUACAAGCUAUACAUGCAGUUGAUAGUUUAAAACGUUUCAAUGUGAUAGUGAAAAACUAG